Molecule: messenger RNA, 2438 nt
Organism: Diceros bicornis minor
Lineage: Eukaryota; Metazoa; Chordata; Mammalia; Perissodactyla; Rhinocerotidae
Gene: TRIML2
Product: tripartite motif family like 2
Exons: 8
Coding region: 460-1788 (442 amino acids)
Molecular function (GO): zinc ion binding; protein binding
Source: RefSeq, a predicted model, not a curated record
AGAUUAAGACUCCACCCCAGAUCUAUGGAAUCAGAGACUCUGGAGGUGGGGCCCAGAAGUCCAACAAUUUCAGAUGAUUCUAGUGCUCACUGAAGUUGGAUAAUCUCUGUCCUAUAUUUACUAUAUGGAUAUGAUUUGAAACUUUACAGUUUUCCUACCUGAUGAUGAGAGGAGGGACGGAGGGAGAAGCGGAACAGAUAAAAGCCUUGCAGUUUUCAAUUCUGGCUGUUUUCCCUGAAGGAAAUAUUUAGGAUGACAAAGAAAGUUUGCAGCUGCCAAGGAUUUGCUGGAUUUGAGAAGCCCAGGAUGCGCUGACCUGCCCUGAGGCUUGACUGUGGACACUGAGGUUGGCGAGUGCUUCUGCCCCAGAACGCCGCGGCUCUUCUCCUGUUUGGAGUACAGGGAAGUAGUAUCCCACAUCAGAAACAGCCCAGUCUUCAACUAGGGACUCCCGCCGAGAUGUCCAAAAGGCUCAGCCCCCACUUACAGCAAAAAAUCCCGGAAGGUGCCUACUGUGAGAAACACCUGGAACCACUGCAGCUCUUCUGUGAUGAUGACCAAAUCGCACUUUGUGCCAAGUGCCUCCAGUCCCAGGAGCACACACAUCACAUGGUGUAUGGAGUACAAGAGGCUGCUGAGAACUACAGGAGGUUAUUCCGGGAGAUAUCAAACGUGUUGAAGGAGAAGCUUGAGGUAGCUAAAAGCAUGUUGGCGGAUGAGCAAGAAAGAAUGGUGAUGAUUCAGGAAGAGGAGCAGAAUUUUAAAGAGAUGAUUGAGUCUGAAUAUAGGAUAAUGUUCCGAUUGAUGAUUGAAGAGAAUGAGGUGAACUUCCAGAGCCUGAAACAAUGUGUAUUCAACCUGAACUUGAGAGAAGCUAGUCUGAAUCAACUGACUGAUUUUGCCACAGAGCUAAGCAAGAAGUCCCAGGAAAUGCUACGGAGACUGAACGAUCUGGAGAGAGAGAACAUGAAUAAACUGAAGGAGAGUGAAGUCAGGCUCUCUGAACAGAUCUGCAGCCUCCAAAGCAUCCCUGCAGAGUUAGAGAAGUGUGGGGAAUCCACCUUAGCACUGCUCCAGAAUGCAAGAUAUUCAUUGGAAAGGACUGAGUCACUACUGCUUCAGUGUCUACAGCCCGCCCGAAUCGCAGACCUGAGUUUAUGCCAAAUAACAGGAAUGAGCAAAAUGCUAAAGGUGCUCCAAAGGCCUAUAACUUUGGAUCCCAAAACAGCUCAUCCCUGUCUGGUCUUAUCCGAGGAUCUGAGAAGUAUAAGACUCAGAAACGUCCAGCAGGAUGUGCCUGGCAACCCGGAGAGAUUUGACUUCAGUGCCACUGUGUUGGGUGUGGAGAGCUUCACCUCAGGGAGGCACUACUGGGAGGUGGAUGUGGGAAAAACAACAAAGUGGCAAUUGGGUAUAUAUGAAGAUUCUGUCAGCAGAAAGAGUGACUUACCCAAAGCUUCUGCAGAUAAAGUCUUACUCACAGGAUCCCUGAUGGGAGCUGAUUUUACCCUCUGGGUCUUUCCCCCUUUAAGAAGAGUCUUCCUGAGAGAGCAAAUGCACAAAGUUGGAGUUUUCCUAGAUUAUGAGUAUGGGCAGAUAUCCUUCUAUGAUGUGACAAAGAGAUCCCUCAUUUAUAAUUUCUCUUGUCUCACCUUCCAAGGAGCUCUCAGACCUAUAUUUUCUCUUUGCCUCCCAAUUGGAGGCACAAAUUCAGACUCUCUCAGCAUCUGCCUCCCUCAUGUUUCUUCUUGUAAUGUUACUGUUAGACCUCAGUCUUCCUUGGUGUGAAAUCUAAGACUACAAGAAGCCAGAAAGUUAAGAACAUGAUUUUGUAAAAUAAUUUAUAUAAAGUAAUCCAAUAAAAGAUUUCUAGUACUUGAGUUGGAACCCAGUUCAACACCCCAGAGCCUUUGCAUUCAUGUGGCUUUCAACAGCCGUUACGGGAAGAGGUUACAUUUCAGCUGAGUCAUGAAUGAUGAUAACUGAUGGACUCUACAUUAAUUAGAACAACAAAUGCACAUGCAGAGAAAGAUUGGGGAAUUAGAGACGAAGUAUAGUCUGGAAUCCUUAGGACUGGGCUAAGUACUCUAGAGAUAGUUCUGAAAAUAGAAUGAGGUAUAAUCAGGACUUUAGAUUUGAGGAUAAUCAUCGUAGUGACAUGUGGAAUGGAAACCUCCUAUUACUGACAUUGAGGCAUCCUAUUACUGACAGUGUCAAGACUUCAUAACUUUUAUCAUUCCAAAUAGAGAACAACUUCAUUUCCCUGGAUAUUUUCAUCUGGGUGAAUAGAAGGUGUUAUGGAAAAUGUGAGCAUUUUAAAAUUAUUUUUUCAAGUAUUCUACUUUCUUAUAAGGAAAAUUAGAUUUCUUGGAAGACUGAUAGUUCAGUGCUUUGGAAGAAAUGAGUAAUAUUGUAAUGAUGUGAUUUUAAGAAAACUA